Closterium sp. Naga37s-1 is the source of this 2454-nucleotide messenger RNA. Lineage: Eukaryota; Viridiplantae; Streptophyta; Zygnematophyceae; Desmidiales; Closteriaceae. The record is from the annotation of a GenBank genome assembly.
AUGUUCCGCCCCGCGCGGAAAGCGAACAGAGCGCGGAAGCAAGGGGGAAUGGCCAGGGGAACCGGAGACCUUGGCGGAUGGGCGGGGAGCGCGGAGAACGGAGCGUGGGGAUCAGAUAAUGGGGAUUAUAGAGGGGGGAAUGAGGGGAACGAGUUGGCUGAAAGCAGCAAGGGAGGGGAGGGGAGAGGCGGAGAGGUGAUGGGGGGAAGCGGGGGGAGCGGGGAGCGCGGAGCGACGGGGGAGUGGCGCGCGGAGAGCCACCGCGUGAGUUACGGGCACAUCGUGGACGAACGAGGGGCCACCAUUGAUGAGGUGCUCGUGCUCCCAAUGCUGGCCCCGCGGUCGUACACGAGUGAGGACGUGGUGGAGGUGCACUGCCACGGUGGCAGGGUGUGCGCCCACUCCUGCCUCGCCACCGCCGUCCACCUCGGCGCCAGGCUGGCAGGAGCAGGUGAUGACGUGGCAUGUGGUGAUGUGGCCGCCUGCCAGUGUGCUGUCUGUCAUUUGACAUGGCGGAGGUUGUGGCAGCCCUCAUUCAUCCGCUUCCCUUCUACCCCCCUGCCGCUUCCCUCUAACCCCCCCGACUCUUGUGCGCCAGGCGAGUUCACCCUGCGCGCCUUCCUGAACGGCCGCGUGGACCUGGCACAGGCGGAGGCCGUAGCGGCCCUCAUCCCAACCCCUUUCCACGCCCCUCACUCCCAUCCCUCCUCCCCCCAUGCACGCCAGGCGAGCGAAUUUACUCUGCGCGCCUUCCUGAACGGCCGUGUGGACCUGGCGCAGGCGGAGGCCGUGGCGGCGCUCAUCCGCGCCGACACUGCCGCUGCUGCCCGCUCCGCCCUCGCUGCUGUUGAGGUCCGUCAGUGGGGGAGAGGGGAGGGAGGGGAGAGGGGGGAAGAGGGGCUUGCGUGCGUGCGUGUGUGUGCACGAGUGUGGGUGGAUCUGGCACAGGCGGAGGCCGUGGCCGCCCUCAUCCGCGCCGACUCCACCGCUGCUGCGCGCUCCGCCCUCGCUGCUGUUGAGGUCAGCCCGAAGGAGGAGAGGGGUUGGGGGGGAAGGCGGGAGGAGGUGUGUGGAGAGGCAGGUAUGGUACAGGUGGGCGGCUUAUCUCGUCACAUCCGGGGGGUGCGGGCGGCGUGCAUGGGAGUGCUGGUGGACAUCGAGGCUCAGAUGUCUCCCACCAUCCACCAUCCCACCAUGCAGGGCGGCUUAUCUCGUCACAUCCGCGGGGUGCGGGCGGCGUGCAUGGGCGUGCUGGUGGACAUCGAGGCGCGCAUCGACUUUGAGGAGGAUCUCCCACCGUUGGAUGCUAAGGACGUCAGCCGUCGGAUCGACGCCAUCUGGCAGCAGAUCAACGAGGCCCUCGCGACCGCCAAUCGCGGCCGACUGCUGGAGUAUGGCAUUCAGGUGGGGCUGGUGGCAUUCAGCAUUUUCCACUCCCUUGGCCCCUCCAUCCUGUACGGCAUCCCUCGGCAGGUGGCGAUCGUGGGUCGACCCAAUGUGGGCAAGUCGAGCCUGCUGAACGCGUGGACGCAGUCGGAACGAGCCAUUGUAACGGACACGCCCGGCACAACAAGGGACGUGGUGGAGGCACAGCUGCACCUGCCGCUGUCGGCGGGGGGCUUCCCCGUGCGCCUGGCUGACACGGCUGGCAUCCGCCACACCACCGACGCUGUUGAAGCCAUCGGUGUGCAGCGGUCGGAGGCGGCAGCAGCGGCAGCGGACGUGGUGUUGGUGGUGGUGAGUGCAGCGGAGGGGUGGACAGCAGAUGACUCGGCCAUCUUCCACCGCAUCUCCAGCUCCAUGGCAGUGCAGGCAGAGACACAUGCACAUGCAGAGGGGCAUGCACAUGCACAUGCAGACACACAUGUACAUGCGGACACACAGGGAGCGGUGGAGGGAAGGCAGCCUGUAGAAGCAGGACAUGGGACGAGCCAGCCCCUCGGUGGCACUGCAUCUCCCGCGGAAGCAACAGCAGCGACAGCAGCAGAGAUGGCAAUAGGGCCAGCAGCAGGCGCACAAGAAGCGGAGCACGCAAGGGCAGAGGGCCAUGCGGUGGUGAUCCUGGUGGAGAACAAGAGCGACCACGCACACCCCCUCGGCGUGCACAUCCCAGAGCAGGUGCAGCGCGCCGUGUGGCGCCGCGUGGCCACCAGCGCCACCCUGCGCACCGGGCUGGACGAGCUUGAAGCAGCCGUGGCGGCAGCGGUGGGCGGGGGGCUUGUGCAGGAAGAGGGGCAGCAGUGGGCGGUGAACCAGCGGCAGCAGCAGCAGAUGGUGCGAGCCGCGGAAGCGGUGGGGCGGGUGAGGGAGAGCAUAGGAGCCGGGUUGCCGCUGGACUUCUGGAGCAUUGAUCUGCGCAGCUGCAUCCUGGCGCUGGGGCAGGUGAGCGGUGAGGAGGAUGUGACGGAGGAGGUGCUUUCAAACAUCUUCAGCAAGUUCUGUAUCGGCAAGUAG